Messenger RNA from Populus trichocarpa (black cottonwood), 1628 nucleotides. RefSeq names its product ubiquitin-like-specific protease ESD4. Gene Ontology annotation, molecular function: deSUMOylase activity. Lineage: Eukaryota; Viridiplantae; Streptophyta; Magnoliopsida; Malpighiales; Salicaceae. Gene Ontology annotation, biological process: protein desumoylation. The transcript has 7 exons. Gene Ontology annotation, cellular component: nucleus. The record is from RefSeq and is a predicted model, not a curated record. The coding region runs from base 318 to 1370 and encodes 350 amino acids.
CUUAUAAGGAAGUCGAAGGACAAACUAGAGGUAUUGGGGAACAAGCUCGCACUACUGGCAUCACAUUGCCCAAAAGUCCCCAUAUACCUCGUCCAAUAAAACCUCCAAGUUCCUAUAAAUUGAGAUCCAAGGUGUGGAUAGACUUCUAUAAGUUGAGAGAUGAGAAUGGUGCAGAAUGGGCCAUCUGUAAACAUUGUAAGAAGAGGUAUCGAGGUGAAAGCACAAGGGGAACUGCAAAUCUACUUAAACACUUGAGAAAUUGUCAGAAAAAGAGAGAAGCAGAACAGCGAACACCUAAAGAUCAGCCUGUUCCAUUUAUGGUGAUCGAAGCGGACAGCCUAGAGCAUUUUGAGUUAAUCGACAACAUAUUUUCACCUUCAUUGGACGAGACUAUAGAUCGCUUAAUGUCUAGUUCAAGAAAGCAACAGGGAAAUUCAGAACAUCAAAUGCCUAGACACCAGGCAGGUCCAUUUAAGGUGAUCAAAUCUACGAGUCCAGAGGAUUUAAAGUUAAUCAACUACAUUUUUUACUCAUCUUUGGAUGAGAGUGAGAUUGUUGUUCAUUGCAACCAUAAUUAUUUGACUCGGAGUCAAUUGCGCACACUAAGACCACAGACAUGCCUUGAUGAUAACGUAAUUUCUGUCAUGUCUGAUGCCCUAACCUUAGCUGAGAGGAGGAAGAAGAAAGGUUAUAUAAAUUGGUACCUUCCAAUUUUUUUUUCGGAGUGCGCAUAUGAUACAUCCGAGUGUAUCUCUUUUGCAAAGAAACACAUGUUCAGGGAGAAUUAUAUGUCUGCUCUGUUCAGCUGUGAGAAGAUGUAUGUUCCUGUCUUUGACAAGGAAAGAAGACACUUCUAUCUAUUUGUUCUGCAUAUGAAGAAGCAAGUUGUUGAGAUUUGGGACUCAUUAGCUAAAUCUAGUGGCAGUUCCGUCGACAAGAGAUUGCCUAACAUGUUGGCUAUCCUGGAUAUCCUAUUCGAAGAUGAUAUACAACAGAACUACCCUGAUGGCUGGUCUUUUGCAAGUUUUUCAGUGGACAGAUCACCGAAUGUCCCACAACAAACCAACGGAUAUGACUGUGGGGUUUAUGUUAUCAAGUUUAUGCUAGCACCAGAAGAAGCGACUCAACCUGAUUUUGUUUUCGACAGCGAUACGGAGAGAUUGGAUGUGGUGUUGAGAUUGCUCGAUGGUAAUGUCAACUCAUGCAGAAAUGAAUUGGCUGCUAAGGCUGAGGCAUAUUUUCUAAGAAGUUCAGGAACCAAUGACUCCUUAAGAAUAUAUGUCCAGAAUAAGGAUGAGGAGACAGCAAACAAAUAUAGCAUGCUGAAAGCAAUCAAUGCUAACGUAAACCCAGCAUUAAAUCAAAUGUGAAUUUCAAUUGUUGUAAACAACAUAGUGUGUUUGGUCUCUGGGGAUUAAAAUUGAUUACAGAGAACAGUCCAUACUUGCCUUGCCUCUCCUGAUUAAUGUCUUGCAAUAAUUCUUUCUAGGAACAUGUAAGCAUAUUUUCUGCUAUAGGAACACGGGCUCGUUGCUGGUUUUCAAGAAAUGUUUGCAUUAGAACUGUUGGGUCAAAUGUUUUCCCUUUCAGCCUCGCCAAUAUAAUUAAGGGUUUGGCCAAUCACAUAA